Messenger RNA from Zingiber officinale, 1528 nucleotides. RefSeq names its product light-inducible protein CPRF2-like. NCBI's taxonomy places the organism in Eukaryota, Viridiplantae, Streptophyta, Magnoliopsida, Zingiberales, Zingiberaceae. Bases 129 to 1349 code for a protein of 406 amino acids. The record is from RefSeq and is a predicted model, not a curated record. Gene Ontology annotation, molecular function: DNA-binding transcription factor activity. The transcript is spliced from 6 exons. Gene Ontology annotation, biological process: regulation of DNA-templated transcription.
CUCAGUCCUCAUCCAUCCGCCAUGAAAAAGGCGGGACGCGACGCCGACGCCCAAGGAACCGCCCCGCCCCCCAUUGGCUUCCUUGCUCGACCAACCGCUGCAGAUCUAGAUCGAGGCCGGGAUCGGAGAUGGAUCAUAGGCCGUUCUCGGCGGAGGAGAUCGCCGACUCUUUCUGGGCCGCCUCCCCCGAUCCCUCGCCCGCCAUUAACCGGAGCUCCUCGGAAUGGCUCUUCGAGAAGUUUCUGGAGGAGGCCACCGCCUCAAGCCCCGCCGAAUUUUCCAGCCCUGACCGAAACGGGGUCGCCGUUGCGGCCGCUUCCGCCUCCGUCGUGGGGUCGAACUUCGUCGUGGGGAGCGGGGAUCUUGGACGAGGAGCGGAUGGGGACGUAGUGGAAGUCAAGGCGACCGCUGCUCGGCCUCCCUACGAUCAGCCGGCCGCCGACGGCUCGGUGGACUACCAAGCGUUUCUGAAGCAGAAGCUGGACAUGUUCUGCGCUGCUGUUGCCAUGUCUCGGGGUUCUGUUGUGAAUUCACGCGAUGCUGCUUCUGCAGCUGACAGCAGGUCACCAAUUUCAGAUGCUACGUUGAUUGGUUCUCAAGCAACUGUCAAGGGCACUGACCAUGGUGGAGUUCCAGCUCUUUCCACUAUGCAAAAUUCAGUUGUUCAGGCAAAGCCUGCUACCAGUAGUUCAUCAAGGGAGCAGUCUGACGAUGAUGAUGAACUCGAGGGAGAAGCAGAAACCAAUGAAAAUGCAGGUCCUACUGAUAUAAAGCGCGUGAGGAGGAUGAUUUCAAAUCGAGAAUCAGCAAGGCGUUCAAGGAGGAGAAAACAAACUCACUUAAGUGAGCUUGAGGGACAGGUCUCCCAGUUGAGAAUUGAAAAUUCAUCUCUCUUAAAGCGCCUUACUGAUAUUAAUCAGAAGUUCAGUGUUGCUGCCGUUGACAAUAGGAUACUAAAAGCAGAUGUGGAGACCCUAAGAGCUAAGGUCAAAAUGGCAGAGGAGACUGUAAAGAGGGUAACUGGAGUGAGUCACUUGUAUCCGAUCAACUCUGACACGUCGAGUAUCAGUUUGCCUUUCACCGGAAGCCCAUCUGAUGCUUCUGCUUCUCUCCAAGAUGACAUGAACCAAUUUUUCCAUGUGUCACCCCAUGACCAGAGGACUAACAACGGUCUCCCUGAAACUGGGACCAGAUUGGCUUCGGGCAAGAUUGCGGGAAGUGUUUCGGUGCAUCGGGUCGACAACCUCGAGCAUCUACAGAAGCAAAUCUUCGGAGGACCAAGUUCUCCCCUGCAAUGGGACACUGCCUCUUGGGACGCCGAGAGUUCUAUAAGCAACAGCAAGAAGUAAGCCUAACAAAUUUCAGGCUUUGUUACAUUUGAUGUUGCAAGGAGUCAUGUGCUCUUCUUGUCUUUUAGGCGGUGACCGAUGAAUGCCCCUCAUAUUAUGUGUGUUAUUACAAUUAAAUCUGUUCCUUUUCUUUUAUCUUAUUGAUCAAUAUUAAUCUGAAUCUUAAGAACUUUUUAUCA